Molecule: messenger RNA, 4222 nt
Organism: Daktulosphaira vitifoliae (grape phylloxera)
Lineage: Eukaryota; Metazoa; Arthropoda; Insecta; Hemiptera; Phylloxeridae
Gene: ush
Product: zinc finger protein ush
Exons: 8
Coding region: 303-3449 (1048 amino acids)
Biological process (GO): negative regulation of transcription by RNA polymerase II; positive regulation of transcription by RNA polymerase II; cell differentiation
Cellular component (GO): nucleus
Molecular function (GO): RNA polymerase II-specific DNA-binding transcription factor binding
Source: RefSeq, a predicted model, not a curated record
GCAGAUUUUAGUCGCAUUGCCGCGUUUGACUCGUGCGGUUCGUUUUUGUUGGAACGCCAUCUUGUACUAAGCAAAACGUGCGCUCACAAUCUUAUUUCGUUUUUCAUUUUAUGGUUUAUUUUUCUUGUGACCGAAUUUUUAAUUCAAAUUAAAAUAUAUGUGUUUAAUUAUACAUUUCCGAUGGAUACUUAAAGUCAAAAUUGAUAGUGUUUUUGUUUUUUUGUUCAAAAAAGUCUUGGAAAGGUGACCUAAGAAAUGACGUUUAACAUUCACUGUUGACAUUGAAUUUCAGUAUAUUAAACAUGUCCAGGAGAAAACAGAGUAAUCCAAAACCAUUAAAACCUGGAGAAGACAAUGAAUGGACUAAUGAAGAGGUCGCUAAUGGUCCAGUGGUAGAUGAAGAUAAUGGUGGUAACGAAAAAAUGCACGUGGAUAUCGCCGACCCCAAACCGGCUAGUCCACCGGCGAAGUCACCUCCUGUAGCCGACUAUCCUAAGUUGAGGCUCAACCCAAAUUUGGCUACUGAUCCUGCUAGGCGAUCGCCACCCGAAGAAUCAUCACCUCCAUCACUCCCCAUUGAAUCAACUCCUAUAAAUCAAAAUAGUAAUGUAGUUAUCAGCGCUCCUAGAGCUGUACAAAUAUUCAUAUGCAAUCCUUGUGGUAUACGGUUCAGUUCUUUAAGUACAUUGGAUGCUCAUCAAACGUAUUACUGUUCGCGAAGGAUAAAAAAAGAUUCAGAAUCGGAUGAUACUAAAACACCCAUAGUGAUUGUGGAAACUGGAGAAGAGGUGCUUUCCAUGCAAAUUAAUGAAUCAGACAGUCGAUCGCCGUCUGCUGAACCAUCCGCCAAGUCUAUAAGAACUGGAAAGCAGUACAAGUGUCCACACUGUUCGUACAGCGCUGACAAAAAGGUUAGUUUGAAUAGACACAUGCGUAUGCACUCUACAUCUCCUGUAACAGUGCAAUCGCCUCCGUGUACGGUAUCGGCGACUGGUACAGACUCUGCGAUGCCACCUCUAUCAAUGACGACCGCGACGACACUCGCAGAAAAUUCAUCGCUAGUUGAUCGAUACUGUCAAAACUGUGAUAUACGCUUCUCUAACCUACGAACGUACCAAGCUCACAAAACGCACUACUGUAAUACCAGGCACGUGGUGAAGCCCACGCCGUCCAUCUCUCCCACAGACGAACGAUCACCACCGUCCAUAGUGCAUCAAAACAUCGCCGUUCCACCACCUCCGCCACCCGCUUACCUAGCACUGCCUACCAACCCUGUCAUCGUAGUUCCUUACGCGCUCGUUCAGAACGCGAGCGUUCUGUCGGCCGUGUCACCGGAAGCUGGUAACGCGCCGCCCGCGGACACGGCAUGUAUCGUUUUGUCGGAUGGCACGCUGCAGCCCAUUGCCCAGGCUUUGGUAUCUGCUGAAUUCAAUCUCAUGAGAGGUACAGAAUUACCAUUGAGACAGAACCGUACAGACUCAGAAUCACCAACCGAUUAUUAUUCACCGCCUAAAAAAAUGAUGACGAAUAAUAUCAAUAAUAACUAUAACAAUAGUAACGGAUGUGCGACGACUGUUGUGGGUAUUCGAGAAACCAAGCCAUCUGUAGUUCGACCGUCUUCGCCUUUGGACUUACGAUUAAGACCCGUAUCAGUUGGCGGUGGAAGUAAGUCUUCAUCACAAGAUGACGGUGAAGAAGAAAAAGAAAACCGACGUAGUAACGGCAACGUCACUGAUGCUGAGCACAUCGUGUGUGCACCGUCCAUACCUUGCAUGAUCAUGUCACCUUCGUCGCCACUUUCAGACGACAAACACUUGUUGCAGCAACGUUCCCAUGGAUACGGCAGUAGUGAACGACUCAAUGGUGUAAUAUUGAACCAUAAAGCACGAUCAAACGACUCGAUUAACGUGGGGGCCAUUGAACGAAUUAACGGCUGCAAGUUUAGCGUUUCAAACUUAUUACACGCUCCCGACCAGAAACCGGAUGCCCGUCUGCGGUCGUCGCCAAAUGAAGACAACGCCGCGACAACAGUAGUCGAGAAUGAAGACGGUCAACCGGCAUCGGGCCGACACGCGGCCCGUCGACAGCCUUACGUCUCCACACAGCAACCUCCACAACAGCUUUUCGUGCAACGCGGAAGCAACGAAUUACAUGUCAAUCCGGCUGCCGUCGUUCUACCAUACUUUCCACCAGAGAUCACCCUCCGACUGGCCGCCGACAUGUCUGUGCGAUUGGCAAACGUGGCCAACCCACCGGAGGCCGGUUUACCAACUGCUCCACCUCCUCAAUUCUUUUUGAAACAAGGUCCAUCCAAAUGUGAAAGUUGUAAUAUAGUUUUUUGCAAGUAUGAAAACUUCUUGGCGCACAAAAGACAUUAUUGUGCGAGUCGUCCCCUACAAUCGCCGUCUACCAUAGCGACUGGUGAAUCCGACGACCAGUUCAGUAACGCAGAACCCAAAACUAGCCCUGAAGGCUCACCGGGUCCAAAAUCUGUGACUGUUGCUGCAGGUUCACCGCCAUCGUCUAAAGACGGCCGUGGCGUUAGUCCCGCUUUGGUGGUCCCGCACAAGCCACCGAUCAUUCAGUUCAUAUGUUCUACGUGUGGCGUCAGGUUUUCGUCGUUUGAUAACCUAACUACUCAUCAAACAUUCUAUUGUCCUAACCGCAUAGCUGCUGUUGUACCAGAACAGGAGAGACCGAGCAAGUGCACUAAAUGCAAAAUGACUAUAGAACCGAAUACUCAACAUCAAUGUCAGACAAAUUGUUGGAAGUGUCCUGUGUGUGGUGUUGUAUGCCCCAGCGCUUCAGCAGCCCAAAAACAUUUAGACAACCAUAACGGCAUCAGAGCGUUCGUUUGUACUAUUUGUCAGUAUAAAGGCAACACGUUAAGAGGUCUCCGUACUCACAUUAGAAUGCAUUUUAAUAAACGUCUAAUAUCAGAAUUAACGGAAGAGGACUACGUGACAUGUUUGAUCGACGAGAAUUCUGUGGACAACAACGGGAAGUUACCGACAGCCUGCAAAACAUCGCCCGUGGUUACAGAUGACGCCCCCGCAGAGAGGCCGACGGUGAUAGGAGUCAGUACGUCAGCCGUAAACCGGUACGAAAACAUUGAAGAAAAUAGUAGCGCGGAGGAGAAACCGUCGGUGGACGGUAUGAUCAUCGUCAAGCAAGAACCGAACGGCAACGCGUUGGACAGGAGUGUGGACAGCUACGGACAAGAUUCUGCUGUGGUGGCCGGAGAGACGUCGGCCAACGGCUGCCGCGACCGAGACGACGAAACCGCCGACAACAACGGGGCAAAAUAUUGCAAAGUGUGCGACAUAUCUUUUAACUAUUUGUCCACGUUUCUGGCGCAUAAAAAGUACUACUGCCGCAAUAGUUCGGCCGAACAUAAAUCGUGUGCCGGGACCGAAAAUAGCGCCGCCAAAACAGCGACAGUCAAUUAGCUGACUAACGGUUUUCUUUUAAUUGCCAUGUGCGAACACACACUACUGUAGUCUUAAACUAAAAAUCUUUUGCUUUGUAAAUUGUUAAAAAUCUUUGUUUUUUAUUUAAGAUAUUAUGUUUGUCGAACCCUUCGAAAACCCGUUAAUAAUUAUAUUAUGAAUUCGACGGAGAAUGAAUAUAUUGUGUUUAUUUCAAGUACGUUGUUUGUUAAUUGUUUGUUUUUUGUUUCAUUAUUUAUUAUAGCCAUUAUAAAAUUAUUUUAUUUUUAUUAUAAAUUAUUAUUAUUAUUAUCAAUGGUUCUAGUAUAAAGGAUGAUAAUUGUUUUUUUUUUUUGUUAAAAACUCAAGUGUUUACACUGUAUACGUGUAUUAUUUUUACAUUAAUAUUAUGUAUUUAGUAAUGUUUAAACAGAGAGAAACCGUAUGAUAUUCUUUCUUUUGUACAACGAUAUGUAAUCGAUAUACAUAGCGCUUUAUUUAAAUAAUUUAAUACUCAAUAUGAAUUACGAUAUUAUAUAGAUGUAUAUUAUAAAAUAAAUAUGUAAAGGGUUUCAAGAGUUACGUGUCCCGAAAACGAUGGCCAUAAAAAAUAAUUAUUCAUUCUCUAUCGUUCUCGUUACACUAACUUGCAAAAAUUCUGUAUUUAUGUAUGUAUUAUUAUACAUAUUAUGUGUAUAUUAUUCAAGGAAAAAAACGAAAAUUUCAAAUGUUUUUACUAGACUGUUGAAUGAUUUAUAUUAUAAAUAAUAAAAUAGACCUACUUAUUAUUAAAA